AUGCUUCAUCAACUUGAUAACACUGACCCGUCCUCGCGUCUAUCAGAUGCUGGCUUCCUGGUCCCCGGUGCUUUCGCUAUGGACACCAAUGCGCCUACCUCCACUCUGACGACUAUUGAAAUCUCGUUGCCUCCUUUCAUUAUCCCGGGUACAAGCCCUGUCUCUGCUCCUGAGGGUGGCAUUUCCACUGUUCACAUCACUCUUCCCACCACGGUCCCUACCACUGUCUCUGGUCCUGGAGGCAUCUCGGCUGUUCACAUCACUCUUCCCACCACGGUAGCUACCACUAUCUCUGGUCCUGGAGGCAUCUCGACUGUUCACAUCAGUCUUCCUGGCCCAGUCACAACCACUACUGUGUCUACUCCUGAGGGUGGUAUCUCUACUGUUCACUUCACUAUUCACCCCACUGGUGAGGUGCCGACCACCUUCAACACCGCUGUCCACCCUAUUCCUCCUGCCGAGACAGUCGCCCGCAGCAGCAACGACACUGAGUCUGUGAUCCCGCUGCACUCUAUCAAGACCACUGGUGGAGUGACCCUCGCCAACAGCACCCAGGCUCCCUCGGCUUCUGCCCACCCCAACCGUGCUUCCCUUGCCAAGGGCAUCCACAACCACUCGGUUCUUAUUCUGGCUGUCGGUCUCGCUUACAUUAUGUGA
Molecule: messenger RNA, 657 nt
Organism: Penicillium riverlandense
Lineage: Eukaryota; Fungi; Ascomycota; Eurotiomycetes; Eurotiales; Aspergillaceae
Exons: 2
Coding region: 1-657 (218 amino acids)
Source: RefSeq, a predicted model, not a curated record